This is a messenger RNA of Alternaria metachromatica, 318 nucleotides long. RefSeq lists its product as uncharacterized. The record is from RefSeq and is a predicted model, not a curated record. Lineage: Eukaryota; Fungi; Ascomycota; Dothideomycetes; Pleosporales; Pleosporaceae. The coding region runs from base 1 to 318 and encodes 105 amino acids. The transcript is spliced from 2 exons.
AUGCCCACAGACGACGUCACCGCUCGCGCCGACGCGACUGGCGACAGCGACUCACCCAUCGACCGUAGCUCGCGGAUUAAUGAGCUCAAGGCGACUCAGACGUCACUCGUGGAGCUGAUGUUCGAUCUGGUCAAAGAUAAGGCAGAAAGCGUCGGCAAGGAUGAAUACCUGACGCAGAUGGAGAAGCGGCUGGAAGAGUUGGAGGAGACCAUUCGGCAGCAGCGCGAAUGUCUGGACGAGUCGGAGCGCGAGUGUCAGUCUCUGACUCUUGCAGCGAAGAUGUACAAAAUGAAGAGCGAGUUGUACGAUCGCAGGUAG